GAGGGCAUAAGGGGCAGGUGAGACAGGAAGACGGGCUCACUAACCUAUUUUUGUUUCAGAGCAGAGCAGUUUUUCUUUGUUGCAGGAAUGGCUCCAAGGAACAGGAAAAUUCCUGAGAAAUUGUGAAAGAACUUUGGAUGUGGAAGUCUCAAUCAUUGCUAAAUUGCUAGCUGUAACAUUUAAAUAGGGGCUCCAGACCUUACGGAAGCUGUAGAGGCUCAAAAAGUAUACGCCCUAAUGUUAUUGCGAUCACGGACAACAGGAUAGGAGAUUCAUGCUGGAUAGUUACUGAAGUAUAACUGUUACCAGAGCACUGAAGAAGUAAGCUGAAGAAAUUGUAAGAUGGAAUUUAAAAUUGAGCAUGAGUGGAACAGUGUGACUGUAUCGCAUGAACCAGUUACGAUUUGGCUGAAAAAUCAGGAUGAUGGCCUUCGCAUGGAUGUACGUGCUCCAUUCUUUAAUGACCCUCCUGCACCUCCUGGACCUAGUGGCCAGCCUUUCCCUGGGCUCUGGGAUUAUGAAGUGGUUGAAGCAUUUUUCUUAAAUGGCCAGACGGGACAAUAUCUAGAGGUUGAGAUUUGUCCACACGGGCAGCAUUUGGUGUUGCUUCUUUCACAACGCAGACAUAUUUGGAAGGAAUCGCUUCCAUUGUCUCUUCAAGUAACUAGAACAGAUGGGGUAUGGGAAGGCAGUGCCCUUCUCCCAUGGGAUUAUUUCCCCCCUUCAGUGGAUAGAUUUAAUGCUUAUGCAAUCCACGGCUCUGGGGAAAAGAGAACGUAUGAGUCACUUUAUCCCGUUCCUGAGAAUGAGUUACAAGAAGGGCAGCAGCCUGAUUUCCAUCGCUUGGAGUACUUCAGACCACUGAAUUUAAGUUCACUUGGCGGUGAAAAAUGGAAACAGCCUAAAUCCAGCCUGUGGGACAUAUAACCUGCUUUAAGAUCUACAUUUACACUUUGCUUGCUUUUUUGUGAACAGCGAAAAAAUUCAUCAACCCGUCAUAUGCCUUUUAUAUUUUUUUAUCACCUUGCUUAAGAUACUAUUUUUAUUUUCAGAUAUUGUGCUAUGUGUUGCAUUGUUUCCUGCUCUGAGAUUUUUAUGUGCAAACUUAAUAUGCCUGUUUAUUUUAAUUAAUAUUGCAACUCCAUUCAUGAAUUGGCCAUAGGCAUGAAAAGGUCAGCUCCCUUUGAAAGCCAUGUAAACAUAAUACAAUAUAACACAUACUUAAAGGGACAGUCUACUCAAAAUUAAACUUUCAUGAUUCAGAUAGGACAUGCAAUUUUAAACAAUUAGGCCAGGUGAGAGACAUGGUGGCGGUGUUGGAAUUAUACUCUCCCCCUCCUGCUUCUAUCAGCACCUGCAUCCUCAUCCGUCUCUUUCUCCUCCUUUGAAGUCCACUCCAUCUGCCUAUUCUCCCCCCUCUCACUCGGAGUGACAGUUAUCUGUCAUCCCCCUGGACCAACCUGUCUUAUUUGCUGGUGACUCCUCCUCUUCAUUGCCUCUGUCUGUUGGAGUACCUCAAGGCUCUGUUCUAGGCCCUCUACUCUUCUCUAUCUAUAAUCCUUUACUGGGUAAACUUAUCAGUAGCUUUGGCUUCAACUAUCACCUCUAUGCUGAUGCUACUCAGAUCUACCUAUCCACCCCUGCACUCUCUCCUUCUGUCCUUUCCCACAUUAGCGACUGCUUAUCUGGCAUUUCUUCCUGAAUGGUCUCUCACCACCUAAAAAUCAGCAUGUCCAUGACUGUGCUUCUUCUUAUCCCUCCAUCUAAUUCUACUCCAGUUUCUAACUUUACUAUCACUGUUGGCGACACCACUAUCUCCCCAUCACCCCAAGUCUGCUGCCUAGGAGUUACAUUUGACUCCAAGCUGUCCUUCAUACCCCACAUCCAAUUGAUCUCUUCAUCCUGUCGCAACCACCUACACAAUAUCUCCAAAAUUCAUCCUUUUCUGAGUGCUGAAGCUACUAAACAGCUAAUCCAUUCCCUAGUAAUUUCCCGGAUUGACUACUGUAAUAACCUACUAACUGGCCUUCCUCUCUCCCACCUCCCCCCCCCCCCUUCAUUCCAUCCUAAAUGCCUCUGCUAGGCUAAUUCACCUCUCCCAAUGCUCUGUAUCUGCUUUACUCCUCUGUGAGUCCCUUCACUGGCUCCCCAUUCAUAGCAGAAUUAAAUUCAAAAUUCUCACUCUAACCUACAAAGCCCUUACUAAUGCAGCCCCCUCUACCUGUCCUCACUCAUCAACAAAUAUACUCCAGCCCCCUAAUAUCCAACAAUAUUUUACUCCUUGCUUCUUCUACCAUCACCUCCUCCCAUGCUAGACUACAGGACUUCUCUCGUGCGGCAUCAACUCUCUGGAACGCACUUCCUUAAGCUGCCAGACAUUCUCCCAAACUUUCCUCCUUUAAAAGCUCCCUAAAGACCUUCUUGUUCAGGGAAGCCUAUCACCAAAUCAGUAACUAAUGAAUUCCACUUGCCUAAUAGUUGCCCUCAUCUAACUCCACACUAAUAUUAUUCUCACCUUUGCAGUCCCCACUUACUGUUUUUCACCCUCCUACCCAUCUAGAUUGUAUGUUCCCCUGUUUUUGUUUGUUAAAUAUUCUCUGAUGUCUCAUAUUGUAUACUUUUAUCUUUGUUACCCAUGGAGAGUGCUGCGGAAUCUGUUGGCGCUUUAUAAAUAAAUACUAAUAAUAAUAAAACAA
This is a messenger RNA of Bombina bombina (fire-bellied toad), 2696 nucleotides long. It is a transcript of the gene C2H4orf33, whose product is annotated as chromosome 2 C4orf33 homolog. The record is from RefSeq and is a predicted model, not a curated record. The coding region runs from base 343 to 927 and encodes 194 amino acids. The transcript is spliced from 8 exons. Lineage: Eukaryota; Metazoa; Chordata; Amphibia; Anura; Bombinatoridae.